Messenger RNA from Elephantulus edwardii (Cape elephant shrew), 4189 nucleotides. It is a transcript of the gene TMEM260, whose product is annotated as transmembrane protein 260. The coding region runs from base 6 to 2132 and encodes 708 amino acids. The record is from RefSeq and is a predicted model, not a curated record. The transcript has 16 exons. NCBI's taxonomy places the organism in Eukaryota, Metazoa, Chordata, Mammalia, Macroscelidea, Macroscelididae.
GGCCUAUGAGGCUCCAUGGCGACAGCAGGGACCUGUCCCGGGGGCGGGCUGCCUGGGCAGAGCCACGGCGCUCCGGGGGUCUCCGCAGUGGCGUCGCUGUGUUUGCCGCCGUGGCUGCGGUGUUCACCCUCACGCUGCCCCCGUCGGUGCCGGGGGGAGACUCGGGGGAACUGAUCACAGCCGCAUAUGAGCUUGGAGUUGCCCAUCCUCCUGGCUACCCUUUGUUCACUCUGGUGGCUAAACUGGCAAUCGUUCUGUUUCCUUUUGGCUCCAUUGCCUACCGAGUCAAUCUGCUCUGCGGCUUAUUUGGAGCAGUAGCUGCAUCGUUACUUUUUUUCACUGUUUUCAGGCUUUCUGGCUCAUAUGCUGGAGGAAUCCUUGCUGCGGGGGUGUUUUCAUUUUCUCGUCUAACAUGGCAGUGGUCCAUUGCAGCGGAGGUUUUUAGCUUAAACAAUCUGUUUGUGGGGCUGCUUAUGGCUCUUACUGUACAUUUUGAAGAGGCAGCAACUGCCGAAGAGAGAUCAAAGAUAGCUAAAAUUGGUGCCUUCUGCUGUGGCCUUAGCUUAUGUAAUCAGCACACAAUUGUACUCUAUAUUCUGUGCAUAAUACCUUGGAUUCUGUUUCGACUUUUAAAAGAGAAGGAGCUCUCACUGGGCUCUUUGCUGAAGUUGAGCCUGUGUUUCUCUGCUGGUCUGCUGCCCUACCUCCACCUUCCCGUCUCAUCCUACCUCAACCAAGCCCGCUGGACCUGGGGAGACCAGACAACAGUGCAAGGAUUUUUGACACAUUUUCUCAGGGAAGAAUAUGGAACAUUCAGUCUGGCAAAAUCUGAAGUGGGAUCCAGUAUGUCUAAGAUACUGCUCUCUCAAGUAACAAAUAUGAGGACAGAACUCUCAUUGAACAUCCAAGCUCUUGCAGUUUAUGCAAACGUAUGUUUACCAAAGAAGGAGAGACAGAAUCCAUCCUUAGUAUGGCUUUUUACUGGAAUGUUUUGCAUUUAUUCAUUGUUCUUUGCUUGGAGGGCCAAUUUAGAUAUCUCAAAACCACUUUUCAUGGGUGUGGUAGAACGAUUCUGGAUGCAGAGCAAUGCGGUGGUGGCUGUCCUUGCUGGUGUUGGCCUGGCUGCGCUUGUGUCUCAGAGUAACCGGGUACUGAACCACAGCCUCGGGCUCCAGUGUCUGGAGUGGCUUUCAGCACUGAUUUUUGUCAUUUACCAAAUAUAUUCUAAUUACAGCAUUUGUGACCAAAGGACCAAUUAUGUGAUUGAUAAAUUUGCAAAGAACCUUCUAGUCUCUAUGCCUCACAAUGCUAUUAUCUUACUCAGAGGAGAUUUGCCAGGAAACUCUCUCCGUUACAUGCAUUUCUGUGAGGGUUUGAGGCCAGAUAUUUCGUUAGUGGAUCAAGAAAUGAUGACUUAUGAAUGGUAUUUGCCCAAGAUGGCAAAGCACUUACCAGGUGUCAACUUUCCUGGGAAUCGGUGGAAUCCUGUGGAAGGAAUAUUACCUAGCGGGAUGGUCACAUUUAAUCUUUAUCAUUUUCUUGAAAUAAAUAAACAAAAACAAACCUUUGUUUGUAUAGGAAUUCAUGAAGGUGACCCCACCUGGAAGAAGAACUAUUCCCUUUGGCCCUGGGGCUCUUGUGACAAAUUAGUUCCUUCAGAGAUUGUAUUCGACCCUGAGGAAUGGAUCAAACUUACAAGAAAUAUCUAUAACUGGACUGAAGAAUAUGGACGGUUUGAUCCCUCUUCUUGGGAAUCUGUGGCCAAUGAAGAAAUGUGGCAAGCAAGGAUGAAAACGGCAUUCUUCAUCUUCAACCUGGCAGAAACCGUCAAUAUGCCUUCAAAUGUGAAAACUCAGCUCUACACGCAUGCGUAUAACCUUUAUAAGGAGAUUGUCUACGUACAAAAGGCACACCCUGUGAAUUGGCACAAGAACUAUGCCAUUGCCUGUGAGCGGAUGCUGCGUCUUCAGGACAGGGGUGCAGACCCCGAAGUCCUGUUAUCUGAGACCAUCAGACAUUUCCGACUGUACACUCAGAAGGAGCGGACUGACCCCCAGCUGGCUGAUAUUUCAGUUGCUCUGAAGCACCUAAGAAAAGAACUGCAAAGUCUGAGAAACAGGAAAAGUGUGUGAGGCAGCAAAAUGGUGAAAAACCUGCCUGUCCUUCAACUUCCAAAUUUCUAGAGUCUAAAACUUCCUCCUCCAGGAAAAGAAACCAUAUAAAAAUGGAAAAGCGAAGUCAUCUCCCAGCUCUAAGGGAAGCGACAUGGGACAGUAGCACUGUUUAAUGAAGUGUUUAGUGACUGAGAUGUGCUAUUUAGACAAAAUUCCCUUCAUCCCCUGUUAGCAAAUUAGCAUUUCAGUGAGGAGCUUUGGUAAAACCUUUCCACUUCCAAAGUCUUUUCCCUAAGUGACAGUGCUUGAUUAGAUUCUAGAAGGGAAUGAGCUGUUUUCAUAUGCUUAAAAUAGUGACCGUGAAUCUUUUAAGGACCCUGCUUAUGGUAUUCCCUUUUGAAGGUUAAUUCAAAAAGUAUCAGUAAUACCCAACCAAAGAUCUUUUCCACACAGGCAAAGUAGUAUUUUUUUUUAAGAAUGAAUCUUGCUAUGCUUCAAUUUCAGAUACUUCCCCCCUCCUUUUGAUUAACCAUGGUUGUUACAUAAUCUCAUAUUCCAAGCUAAACCCCAUUGGAUGAUAAUUUGAAAAUAGUUUAUAUUUCACAGUCUUAGAUAAUUCUUUGGAAUCACCAAAAAUAGGCAAGUUCAUUUGAUGUUUGUGGAUUUCAGCUUCAUGGACUUCAUGGCAAGUAAAAAGGAUUUUACAUUUUCCUUAAUUAAUGUUAUAUUUCUGUUUUACUUCUAUUUGAAAGUCUGGGCCCAAUAAUUAAUAGGCUCCUACUGCCAAAAUGAAAAAAGAAGAAGGGGAAAAAAAAGGAGGGGGAGGGAUGGGAUUCAGGGAGGGUGGGGAAGUGGUUCAAUAAAUCCAUUUCUGUUACAAGCAUCUUUUAUACAUAUUACUAAAGAGAACAUAGUAAGAAAUGCAAAUAAUAGUUCUUUAUUUUAUUAUGACAGUUAAUUAAUAGCAACCUGUUUUAAUGAAUAAAGUCACUCAGAGUCCUUCAGCACUUCCUAAGUAGAGGCCCAAAUCUGUAGGGAUUCUUUUCCCCCCAAUUGUACGGCUCCUAGACUCCAAGCACUAUAUAGGCCCCUGUAUAGAAAUGCUCACUAAUGAAGAGGGAGGGCUAGAAGCUUGUCUGCAUUCAAAGAUCACUGGUGAGUCAUUCAGCAAGAAAAGGCCCCUUACCAGGAAUAGUCACAGUUCCGUGGCAUUGUACUAGCAAAAGGGGCUGAUCAAAGGGCUCCCGGGGCGCAAGCAUGGUUCCCUUUCAGACUACGACCAUAAUUAAAACCACUAAUUCUCUUUUAAAAUGCUGCAGGAUGCCAUGUAGGCAUCUGUCUGGAGUGUCCUUUGUGAUGUCAUAAGCUGUUAAGGACCAGUGCCAAGGGCUUUUGAGUGAAAUGCCAGUCAUGAAGGUGCUUCAAGACAAGGGUGCCUCUAAAAGCUUGACAGGGCCUUGACUGCACAAUUCGGGCUGAAUUUGCCCCUUGUCAGCUGCCAGUAAAUAAAUCUCAAAGGGGGAAAAGCUGAAGUUUCAUUACCUGAUCCGUGGGGCUUUGUUGGUUUUGGCAUCACACAGGGGAAGCUCUUGCCCCCCCAUUCUCUGGAUUUGAAGAUGUCCAUUGGAGCCUGCAGGGCCUGGACAGGGUUCAGAGCGGAACCUUUUGAAGAGUGUCAAUAGUUGUAACAGUUCAGCUGUUAGGAAGACAAAUAAAUGGAGGAGCUCAUUAAUCCGCUUUUGGCUCUCCGUGCCUUUUGCCCUUUUAUCACAGCCUUAUUAGGCUCCUACUCAUCUUGAACCAGAAAAAAAAAAUGAAUUGGAGUUGUCGAGUACUAAUUGGCAAAGACUUUUAAUCAUGGGCCAAGAACUUUCACUGACUUGAAAGUAACUUCUCCACAGGGAAGAACCAGAAACCUGGUUUACCUUAAAACAAAAACCUGUUGAAGUUCGGUGUGGCGUAAAAAUUUAAGGAAGCGUUGAUAAGAUGUCUAAGUUUAUCCACUGGAGAGAAAUCAUGUAAGAGUAUGAUUUUUCACUUUCUCUUUUAAAAAAAAUCCAAAAGGAAAAUAAAAU